This is a messenger RNA of Sorghum bicolor (sorghum), 2072 nucleotides long. Its product is annotated as zinc finger protein NUTCRACKER. The coding region runs from base 417 to 1862 and encodes 481 amino acids. Gene Ontology annotation, cellular component: nucleus. NCBI's taxonomy places the organism in Eukaryota, Viridiplantae, Streptophyta, Magnoliopsida, Poales, Poaceae. Gene Ontology annotation, molecular function: DNA-binding transcription factor activity. The transcript has 3 exons. The record is from RefSeq and is a predicted model, not a curated record.
CCUUGCUUCAUUCUCUCUCACCUAUCGCUGCCUGCAUCACUGUCUCACUAGUCACUAGCUAGAGAGAGAGAGAGAGAACCACAGCCAGUUCAGUUGUCCAAUAUAUAUAAUUGCCUUGGUUACAGAGAGGGAACUUAACCAUAGAUAGCAUAGUACCGAAGAAGAACAACUUGUGUCCACAACCAGAGACUAAGGUCGAUCGAGAGGUAGCAACUCGUUGUAGCUCAUUUAAUUGCUUUGGUAGAGAAGAGACCGAUCGGCAGAUGAUAUAUAUAUAGAAGCUAGGUAAUUAGGUCAAACGAGAGAUCGAUCAAGGACAGGAGUGCAACUGCAACUAGUCAGAUCAUCAGAUCAAUCCCAAGCACAGCAACAAGCUAAUUAAGGUACGUUAGGGCAACAAGAUACUGUAAGUAACAAUGGCAAGUGAAGCAGCACCGGCGGCGGCGGCAUCCAUCAUCUCCAACAACAACCCCUGCUUAUUCGCUGCUCCUCUCACCAACCACCAGCAGCAGCAGCAGCAGCUGGCACUCCCUCCUCCCGCCAAGAAGAAGCGCAGCCUCCCGGGCACACCAGACCCUGACGCGGAGGUGAUCGCGCUCUCGCCGCGGACGCUGCUGGCGACGAACCGGUUCGUGUGCGAGAUCUGCGGCAAGGGGUUCCAGCGCGACCAGAACCUGCAGCUGCACCGGCGCGGCCACAACCUCCCCUGGAAGCUCCGGCAGCGCAGCGGCAAGGAGCCCCGGAAGCGCGUGUACGUGUGCCCGGAGAAGACGUGCGUCCACCACAACCCGUCCCGCGCGCUGGGCGACCUCACCGGCAUCAAGAAGCACUUCUGCCGCAAGCACGGCGAGAAGAAGUGGAAGUGCGACAAGUGCAACAAGCGCUACGCCGUGCAGUCCGACUGGAAGGCGCACGCCAAGACAUGCGGCACCAGGGAGUACAGAUGCGACUGCGGCACGCUAUUCUCAAGGCGGGACAGCUUCAUCACCCACCGCGCCUUCUGCGACGCGCUCGCCGAGGAGACGGCCAGGCUCAACGCCGCCUCCAGCGCCGGCGCCGCCACGUCCUACCUCUUCGCGGGCUCGCCGCCGGGGCUGCACCCCAACAUGAUGCUGCCACCGGCCCCGGCCCCGGCCCCGGCCCCGGGCCCGCACCUCAAGCCGCUCGGUCCGCAUGUCGUCGGCGGCCUCUCGCUGUGGGGGGGCGGGGACGCGCUGCCGUCCAUGGUGGGCCACAUUGGUGCUACUGGUGGUAUCCUGCUGCCCGGUGGUGAGCCAGCGGUGCCCCCGCAGCUGUACGCGGAUCUCUUCUCGCCCGCACCGCCGCAGCUGGGCUGGCUGUGCGGGAACGGCAGCAAGCUCGCGUCGUCGAACGCCAGCGAGCUGACGAGCGCCGCCGCUGCGUCGGGGAAGCAGGACACGGACAGCGUCUUCAGCGGGCAGCACCACGCCAAGCCCACGGCGCCGGCCGCCGACAUGUCCGCGACGGCGCUGCUGCAGAAGGCCGCGCAGAUGGGUGCUGUCACGUCCGGGUCCGGCAAUGCGAUGUCGAUGCCGCCGGGGGCCUUGGAGCCGGCCGAUAUUGGUCAUCAUCAGUCGUCGGACGGUGCUGGAGGUCUGCUGUUUAGCGCAUCAAGCCAGCAGAACGCUACUAAUCUCAGGCUCAGGGGAACAGAUACUACACUAAUAAUGAGCCACCUCACAGCGGCGGCCGCCGGGAACAUGCCGUACGACGUGCUCUCUGCUGUGCGCCAUGCCGGCCUCAAGGAUGCUGCCGUCGCCGUCGGGAGGGAGGAGACCAGGGAUUUCUUGGGCGUUGGCGUGCAAGCGCUGUGCUCAUCGUCGUUGAAUGGCUGGAUUUAGCUAGCUACUACCUAGUUCAUGAUGAAUAUGAUAUGAUGAGCUUUCCUUAUUAGUAGUAACUUCAUGACAUUCACGCAUUGAGUAAGAGCCACCACUAAGAGAUGGAGGAUUAUUAUUGAUUAGCGAUCAGCUAGUGUGAAUUUGAAGCACUGUAAGUUGCAAAGUGAGCAACAAUUUUAAACGGAUCGAUGCUUGCAAGUUCACGUACAA